UUGAUGUUAACUGUGAGAUGUGUUCCUGUGAUAAAACAUCAGAAAUUUACUAUCUGUGCAUUUUUGCUUCAAGGUAGCUGUUAUGGAGGAAAUCAAAUCUGAGGAGCUGCAAAAUCUGCUCGUAUUCUUUUCUAGGAAUACGUUUAAAGCCAAAGAUUGUGAUCCAGUAGUUCAGGCUGCUAUGCAAAAAUGUAUAGAUUUGGUCUCACUUGACUACACUUAUGUUACAAUACCAAACACAAAUGGCGAAUUUUGUGCUCACUAUCCAAGCCAGUUAAUAAUAAUGGAGAAUGAGAAGAUCAAUCAUUCUCUUAACAAUAGUAAUCCAGAUUCUCCGCCCAAGAAAUCUAAUAAUGGCACUCUUUAUGAGAGCGUUUAUGACAGUUCCAAUCUGAAAGACUUAUUUAUGAAGGCCAGAUCAGCUCGAUGCCGAGCGAGGUUCCCUUUACCCGUAAUACUAUAUAAAGGAAAAAAUGUUUGCCGGUCAUCGACAUUAUCUGGAGGUCCUGAAAUGUAUGGAAGAUCUGGAUAUGAUUAUCUGUUUUGCUGUGAUGAAACAGGACCUGAGAAAUCACAAGCGCAAUCAAACCCCCCUACACCUGGAGAGUGGCAGUUAUUUGACAAAGUCCGUAGCCAAGAUAUUAGGCUAUUAAAAACAUUAAACGUUGGUGCCAUUAUUGAUUUUAUGGUGGAAAAAAAAAAAGUUAAAUUCGGAGUGAAUGUUAGUUCUUCUGAAAAAGUUGAUAAAGAGAACAGAUAUAGUGAUUUUACUAUUAUAUCGCUUCCAUAUCCAGGAUGUGAAUUUUUUAAGGAGUAUCGAGACAAUGACUAUGUUGCUCAAGGACUUGUUUUUGACUGGUCUCAAGGCCAUGUAGAUGCAACUAUUGGAAUUCCUAAUGACAAGAUUACAUCUCAACUGAAAAUAGAUUGGGAAAACUAUAAGAUUUGGGAUUUGAUUACAUUAACGCAAAACUAUUUGCGGUUGGCUUUACAAUACUUAGUUGAAAAACCAGUUGGAACUCUUAUUCAUUGCAUUAGUGGCUGGGAUCGUACUCCGCUGUUUAUUUCACUUUUACGGUUAUCCCUGUGGGCAGAUGGAGCUAUUCACCAAUCUCUUUCUCCUGCACAAAUUUUAUACUUUACAAUAGCAUAUGACUGGAUGUUAUUUGGACAUAAUUUAGCUGACCGUCUAAGUAAAGGAGAAGAGAUCUUCUUUUUCUGUUUCUAUUUCUUGAAGUAUAUCAUCGGUGAAGAAUUUAGUGUGAACAGAUAUUUGCCUACAAAUGGACAAACAAAACCAAAAAAUGGAUCUGUCAAGCGCUCUGAUUCAGAAAUACAGCUUGAGGGACUCCUUUUAGAACCUGAUGCACCUGUAAGUUCACAAGAAUCAAAUGUUAGCCUAAAUUCUUCAUGGAGUUCUAUUAGUAGCAAAUGUCAGGAGGCUCCACCUGUUUAUUUUCAUCCAGACGAAUUAAGUUUAUCUACCUCCAAUGUCUCCACCAUUAGUAAUAUGAGCUAUUGUGAUAACCUGAAAGCUGAUUCUCUACAUUCUACUGCUUCGACUGAACAUUCUGAUAAUUCAUCGCCUAAUAGUCAAACUUUUAUGAAUGGGAACUUUGACAGUAGCAUUGAAACCUCAUCAUCUUCAAGCAGUGACCAAAGAAGUUCUAAUUCGAGUCAGGAUAUGAAGACAAGUAAUUCUUAUUCCAGAAGUGUGGGAAGUAGAACCAGUCCAGUUGCUGUCCCAACCAAAACUGCAAAUGUUCGAACCAGGAAUGAAUCGACUAGUUCUUUAAGCACUGGCAGCUGGCAAUUUGUUACUGGAACUGGUAGUUUUAGGGGAUCUGGUUCUAAUUCUUCUUGUGGGUAUCAUAUGAAUUCUAAUCAUCCCUCCAGGACUAAUAUGAAUGAUAACUGUGGAUUAGCUGAUUCAACAACAACCAUAAUUGAAGAUGACAGUUUUAUUUACAAAAUUCCUCAAGACUCACUUAUACAGAGACGAGACAGGCUUUCAUCGGUUCGUAGUCUUUUUUACAACUGUUACUGCUCUACAGUUGGAUUUAAAUUUAAGGAUGGAUCUGAAAGCAGUAGUAUAGGUAUUUUACUGGGUAAUUUUGCCGAAAGAGUGGGGAUUAUAUCUACUACAAGAAAUACAGUUUGACAACUGCCAUAUUUAGUAAACUUAGAGGGCAUAUUAUUAUAUGACCAUGAGAAAAAGUAUUUUUGUAUAUUAAUAUAGUUAAGGUUAAGAUGACUGCUCUUUAGUUCUUUACAUGCAAAGGUUCCUUGUGUUAUUUUUAGAUAUAGAACUCAUUUUAUGACGUUAUGUUAAAUCAUUGAAAAAUAUUGUGGACUUCUAAUAAUAUUUUGUAAAAUAUUAUUUUAAUUUAAUCACUUCAUAUUCUUGAAGGAAUGUGUAUUAGUGUCAGAUGUACUUAAAACUUUUAACUGACUCAUGUUUUAAAUGUAUGAUUCAUAUUUUAAUUGUGUGAUUGAAGGUUAUGUAUAUUGAUGGAAUUCAUUCUGAAUAAAUUUCAAUGUACAUAAUUGCAGUUAUUUCACUGCUAAUUAAUUUUUAAUGAUUGCUUUACAUUAUGUGUAAAGCUUCAAUGUAUUAGUCUUUCAUGUAAAGUUAUUAAAAACAAGUUUAUGUUUAUACUACAUCUUUGUGCGGGGUAUGUAUACAUUAUAUAUCUAUAUAUAUAUAUAUAU
Nezara viridula (southern green stink bug) is the source of this 2712-nucleotide messenger RNA. Lineage: Eukaryota; Metazoa; Arthropoda; Insecta; Hemiptera; Pentatomidae. The record is from the annotation of a GenBank genome assembly.